AUGGAAAAAAGUAAGAAAACAGCCUCCGCCGAUGAGCUGUUAAGAAGGAUACAAGAGCUCGAAGAACGCCAUAAUCUCUUGGAACAACAAAUAUCCAAACUCCGCAGGCUCUCUGAUAACCAGCCGAAACCUAGCCCUUCCUCAGCAUGUCCCAAUCAGUCUCGCCAACUAGCCAUUGGAGGAGUCGUUGUAGAGCCUUAUUUUGCUAUGAAGCUAAACGAAAAUCAGUAUUUAAAUAUUUUGGAGUCAAUGGGUCAGUCUGUAUUUAUAUAUGAUGUCUAUCAUCGGAUAAUCUUUUGGAACCGAGGUGCAGAAAGUAUUUAUGGUUAUACAGCUGGUGAAGUUAUGGGGAGGACUCCAACAGAGCUUUUAGCAGAACCUAAAGACGCUGCAUUUUCAGAUUUUAUCCUAAAACGAACAGUGAAUGGCGAAAGUUGGUUUGGAGAGUUUCCUAUAAAGAAUAAGGCCGGAGAAAACUUUGUAGUUAUUUGUGCCAAUACUCCAUAUCGUGAUGAACAUAGAAGACUAAUCGGGGCUAUGUGUUUAUCCAGUGAUUCACGUCCGUAUCAAGUAAUGAAGGUUGGAGAGCUGAGUGUUAGUGUGCCUCAGCAGCCUCUGCAGACUUCAAUUAUCUCGAAGAUAUCCAAUUUGGCUUUAAAGGUGAAAUCAAAAAUGAAGACAGGGGAGAACUACCGGAAUUUUGAUGUUGCCGCCUCUGAUAAUUCAGAUGAUUCACUUCAAAGUGAAGGAAGCACCCCACGGGGACAUAUUGCUCCAUCUCCAUUCGGAGUAUUUUUUUCAAUGGAUACACUAGAAGAGUCUUAUAGCAGAAAGCCGGUGAUAAAUCCUGUUGUAGAAAGUGAAAACAAACCUGGGAUCCGGAAGCAGGUUCUAUCUCCAAAGCAAGAGGAUUGGAUGGGUAAAAAAGGAAUGGUUAUUCCAUGGAAAGCAAACGAAAGAAAUGAUCAGCCUGUUGAUGCUAAACUUGGUCAUGUUGGAUGGCAUCGGAAUAACGUUCAUCAAGGACACGAACCUGGUCCACAAAGUAGCUCUUCCAAGCUAGACUGCCAGUUGUGCGUAAGUAAUGGUAAUAAGAUCGAGGCUUCAGGUUUGUGGUUAUCUUCAAUACAUGUAAGUAGUACAAGUAGCACGAGUAGUGGCAGGUGCAUCAAAGAUGUUAAUGAUAUCAAAGUCAACGGGAAGACAGACAGCCUGGAUUAUGAAAUCCAGUGGGAAGAGUUAAUAACCAAAAAACAAAUUGGGCAAGGUUCGUGUGGGACUGUAUAUCACGGACUGUGGUAUGGAUCGGAUGUUGCAGUCAAGCUCUUUGCAUAUCAAGAGUUUUCAGAUUCUGUGAUAGUAUCAUUUAAAAUGGAGGUUUCUCUCAUGAAACGGCUUCGUCAUCCAAAUAUUUUGCUUUUCAUGGGUGCUGUAACUUCACCUCAACGUCUAUGCAUUGUCACAGAGUUCCUUCCACGUGGAAGUUUGUUUCAGAUACUUAACAGAAAUACAACCCAAUUGGAUUGGAGACGACGUCUUCAUAUGGCCAUGGAUAUUGCACGAGGCAUGAAUUAUCUUCAUAAUCACACCCCACCUAUUGUUCAUCGUGAUUUGAAAUCUUCAAAUCUUCUUGUCGACAGGAACUGGACUGUGAAGGUUGGUGACUUUGGCCUCUCCCGUCUCAAGUAUGAAACGUACCUGAAAACAAAGUCAGGGAAAGGAACGCCUCAAUGGAUGGCUCCAGAAGUUAUGCGUGGCGAGGAUGCAAAUGAAAGGUCGGAUGUGUAUAGCUUUGGAGUGGUAUUAUGGGAAAUCAUCACAGGGAAGGUCCCCUGGGAUGAUCUUAACCCAAUACAGGUUAUUGCAGCUGUAGGAUUCAUGAAUAAAAGACUAGAAAUUCCUAAAGAUGUCGAUCCGUUAUGGGCUUCACUUAUUGAAUGUUGUUGGCACAGCGAGCCACAAUCACGACCAACAUUCCAAGAAAUACUAUGUAAACUUAAAGAUUUGCAAAAGAAUUACGCAGUUGAACGCAGGAGAUAGCAGCCAUAAAUGAGCAGCAAAACAAAUUAACGUACGUGUGCCUGAUCUGUUCCAUCACUAUUAUAGUAAACAGAUUUAACGUAUAUUUUAAUUUGGUUGCAGAUCGAUAAUGGUUAUCGAUUUACUUUACAGUAGUAUAUUUUGAGUUACAUAUAUGGUCGAUUUUCGUUACAUUUUUAUAAAUACUUAAUUAUC
Messenger RNA from Erigeron canadensis, 2235 nucleotides. Its product is annotated as probable serine/threonine-protein kinase DDB_G0281745. The transcript is spliced from 13 exons. Gene Ontology annotation, biological process: regulation of DNA-templated transcription; protein phosphorylation. Lineage: Eukaryota; Viridiplantae; Streptophyta; Magnoliopsida; Asterales; Asteraceae. The record is from RefSeq and is a predicted model, not a curated record. Gene Ontology annotation, molecular function: ATP binding; protein kinase activity. Bases 1 to 2040 code for a protein of 679 amino acids.